AUGGACGCCUCUCCGUUUGACUGGGACAUUUUCAGCAAAAAGGCGCAGCAAUUAGCCGACACGGAUUCCAUUUACGUCGAGGCGAAGAGCGAUCCUUCGACUUAUCUCGCGGACAAGCGCUUUCACUCCUCCUUCAUAUGCCCCAGGUCCAAGAAACGCGUCACCUAUGCCGAUGUAGGUUUGCCAAGCGGGACGCCGGUCCUUUUCUUCCUCCAGAGCCAUUGCAGCCGUUGGGUUGCGACCUGGCACCGGCGGUACAGAGACGUGUAG
Messenger RNA from Punctularia strigosozonata HHB-11173 SS5, 270 nucleotides. RefSeq lists its product as uncharacterized. NCBI's taxonomy places the organism in Eukaryota, Fungi, Basidiomycota, Agaricomycetes, Corticiales, Punctulariaceae. The coding region runs from base 1 to 270 and encodes 89 amino acids. The record is from RefSeq and is a predicted model, not a curated record. The transcript has 2 exons.